AUGAAGGACCAAGUGUAUUUUCUUCUGGCGAUUUUCUGCAUCAGUGUCAAAGCAGUGCAGCAUGAAUAUGCUCCAGAAGAAAUCAUCCGUCCCUGUUACAGAGGCGACCUUGAAUGCAUGCAGAAGUUCAUAGACUCCAGGAGUAACUGCGAUCGGCCACUCAACCGUGUUCCCGACCCGUACCUUCGAGAAUACAGUCUCAUCUACCUGGUUGACUUUAAUAUAACCGUUAUUCACAUUAAUAGCAACUUAAGCGGUUUAAACGGAGAAAUCGAGGAUUUUCACAUUAACAAAAAUACCAAUCAAUUAGUGAUAGCUGUAUGGUUUGACAAGAUAGAUGUUUCCGUCGAGAAUACCGUGGUGUACUUCCAUCGUAGACGUGAAGUGCCCAUUGUGACUGGUGAUCGAUCACGCAUAGUAUAUCGUCGGACGCACAUAACUACAAUUGUUCCUUUAUCACCAACGAUUGAUUUUAAUCACAUGUUGGCGACUGCAUACAGUGAAGAGGAUAAUCUACAAUUAACAUUCGGCCCGGGUAUUACUGCUGCACCCGGAGUCCAGACAUCUGUAGCGACGGUCGUCGGCAAUCUUGAUUUGGCCACACGAAACAUACUUUUUACCGAAUCAAGAUCAUUCAUCAGCAUCUUCAUUAAACACGUACUGUGCGGUUACAAAGAAAUAUUGUAAAUGCAAUUAAUCUGUUUAUGGUGGGCAUUAAUGACAUUUGGUGCAGUUUGGAAUUCAUCUUUAUAAGUUUGAAAACAUAUUAUUUAUAUGUAAGAAUACCCGGAUUAGUAUAUAUGUAUUAUAGUCGAAAAUGUUGGACUAGUUUCGGAACCAUCCGGGAUCCUUAGUCAUGAGUUCUUAUAUUAAACUGUAAUGUGUAC
Messenger RNA from Galleria mellonella (greater wax moth), 887 nucleotides. RefSeq lists its product as uncharacterized. Bases 1 to 687 code for a protein of 228 amino acids. NCBI's taxonomy places the organism in Eukaryota, Metazoa, Arthropoda, Insecta, Lepidoptera, Pyralidae. The record is from RefSeq and is a predicted model, not a curated record. The transcript has 5 exons.